UCUCACUUGGGUCAGAAAGUUCUUCCAUUCUGUUGACUUCUGUCUGUUACUUUUUUCAAUAUCGACCAUGGAAUACACUUUGAGUAGCUCUUAGGCCAUCCGAACAUACUUUGGGCUAAGAACUCGUGUCUCAAAUGGUGCCCACCAAGUGUUUGAUAAAAUGCUUCAAAGGUUGUUCUGUCCUUGAGUAGUGUGACGUCUUCAUUGGCUACCUUUGCGUUUGAUUGUGGAAGGUUAACGAGAAGCAAUCAUGGAUGUUGAUUCACAACCAACUAUGGAGGAAACCAUUUUGGUGGGAGAUGAUCUAAUGACGGGCCCUCCAUCACCAAUAAUUCCACCAGAAAUCGCUUCUCAUGUGCUUGAAGGUGUUGAUUUAUGUGAUGGGAUUUUGAAGAAUCUAUUUCUAUGUCUGCAAAUCAAUGAUAUUGAGCCAUUCUGUCAAGAUGAGCUUGCUAUGUAUAAACAGUGUGCUGAAAAAAGAGAUCGGGAACUGAGGAAACGACUUCAGGACAGUGAGCACAAAUUAGGUUUGUCGAUGCCUUUGAAUGAUGCCAAGGAAAGAGCUUCUCAGCUUGAAAAAGAGGUCACAUUGUUGGAUAGGCGGUUCAUUCUUGCUAGUGGACUUGAAGGCAUAGACGGCUUUCGCCAGAGAUGGAGUUUGCAUGGUCGCCUUACAGAUACCAAGAAAAGGUUGGAGUCCUUGAAGCAGGGAAUGGAGAGCAGGAAAAGGGUGUAAGAAUAGUGUCUUUGUCGAAGGGUGCAUGUGUAAUUUUGGCAAAUUUACUUCAGUUAUGGUUAAAUGAGUAUCAUUUGGAAAUAACUGAAUUUGAUAAGUCAGAUUAUGGUAAUGAUUGGAAAUUUUAUUUUUGGUAAUGCAUUGCGUUU
Messenger RNA from Argentina anserina (silverweed cinquefoil), 885 nucleotides. RefSeq lists its product as uncharacterized. The coding region runs from base 251 to 736 and encodes 161 amino acids. The record is from RefSeq and is a predicted model, not a curated record. NCBI's taxonomy places the organism in Eukaryota, Viridiplantae, Streptophyta, Magnoliopsida, Rosales, Rosaceae. The transcript is spliced from 7 exons.